AGCAGCAGCGGCGUAGGCUAGAGGGUAAAGGUCAGGGCAGGUACAGAGAGAGCGAGAGAGAGAGAGAGAAAAAAAGAGAGAUGGUUGCAGUACGGAAAGUUGCCGGGCAGAUAAAACCGUCUCCGUGAGGCAAAGGGAGGCGAGAUGAUACGUUCUUCGCGCUGCGGCUGAUCCGCCUUUGAAACCGCCUCAGCCGAACGGGUCACCGCUCCGCUCCUCUCGCGUCUCCCCCACUCCGUCCGGGCCAAUGAGCGUCGCGUACGAGCUGCUGUGGCGCUUGCUGCACGUCCUCUUCAGCGUCCAGCGCGCGCUGGUCGCCUGGGGCCGCGGUUGGUUCGGAGGUCGCGGCUCGUGGCUCAGCCGUUGGCGGCAGCGCGCGGCUACAGCGGCCACCGCCGCCUCGCGGGCCCUUUUAGCCCCGGCGGCGGCCGCCAACCCUUUCGCCUUUCACAAGCCGGCGGCGGUAGGACGGAAAGUAGCGGGCGCCGGUGGCCGGUGGCGGAGGGAUGCCAAAUCUCUGCAGAAGCUGCCGGGCCACGUUGGGCUGGUGGUGACCGAGGAGGAGCAGAGCUACGCCGAUGUGGCCAGCUUGGUGGUGUGGUGCAUGGCGGUGGGCAUCUCCUAUGUCAGCGUCUACGACCACGAAGGUAUUUUCAAAAGAAACAAUUCAAGACUGAUGGAUGAAAUUUUAAAACAGCAGCAGGAAUUGUUGAAUCUUGACUGUUCCAAAUAUACAGUGAAAUUUGCAAAUCAGGAGAAAACAGAUGAAGUUUUAAAUUGCCAAUCUGUUCUGAACGUGCUGUCCUCAGAGGAUGGAAAAACAGAUAUUGUAAAAGCAGCUCAGAAAUUUUGCAAUUUAGUAGCACAAAAGCAAAAGAAAUGCACAGAUCUGGAUAUGAACAUCUUGGAAAACUUAUUAAGUAGUACUAACGGCUUUCCUGAUCCUGACCUAAUAUUAAAAUUUGGUCCUGUGGACAGUAUCUUGGGAUUUCUUCCCUGGCAAGUCAGAUUGACCGAGAUUGUUUCUUUGCCUUCACAUGUGAAUGUCAGCUAUGAUGAAUUCUUCUCUGCCCUUUGUUACUAUGCAUCCUGUGAUCAGCGUGUUGGAAAAUGAUUUAUUGCAUAAUUCUAUCAGGAUUUCUUUGGAAAGGACCCAAGGUCUCUGUUUACAAAUAACUGUGAUUCAUACAAGUCCAGUACAUAGUCUUUUAAUUUAUCAAAUUCAAUAAAGUGUCUUAUCUUUUUAGAAUUUGUAUGUGUGUGUACUCAUAAUCUUUGAAGGUAUGAGAAAGCAAUGCUUUCUAAUAAUGGUAUAAACUGCUGUCUAAUAAUGGUAUAUCAUAAAAGUUGUAAAAAUAGUUGUUUAAAGAUUUCAGGCUUAUUUUCUUUAGUGAUCAAAUUAUUAUUACCAGAAAUGUUUACAUACAAUAUAUAUUAAAAAGUCAAAGUAGCACUGCAGUCAAUAGAGUGCAAAUUCUCAGUUGAAGUCACCUCAUACAUUUCUGAAAUCAUACUUUACAUCUUCUUUACCAGACUUAUACUUGACUUCCUAAGCCUAGAUUUUAGGAACAUAUUGAAUUGAUUACCUAAAAACAUUUAUAAAAGUGUCUGACAGGGUGAGAUUGGACAGAAGGAAUAGCUAAUGUUAAAACUGAUUAAAUAGAACAGGACCAAAAAGUGCUUCCUGGAAUGUGGGAAUGGUUUUAAAUCAUAGGUCAAUACAUGUUUUAAAUGAGCAAUUGAAUUAUGGGCCUUAUAACUAUGGACCUUUUUGUCUUGGGGAGCUGAAGUUUAAAUAGUAUGAUGGAUUGUGUGGAAGAAUAAAUGUGGGAAUGGAGCAUCCUCAUGUAAACUGAACUUUUCCAAAUGCAACACGAACAAUUGGGCCUCUAUAUUCUAUUUUAGAAUAGAAUAUUAACAUCUCAGAGUGAAGGCAAGUUUUUUUUAAAAGGGUUGUAUUUUACUUUACAAAAAGGAUUGAUUCCAUUUUCAACAUUAUGAAUAUCUACCAUGUUAUUUUCACUUCAACUAUAAAUUAACCAAUCUGGAUGAGGAUGAGUGUGGUAGAAUACACUUAGUUUAUGUCUGGCUAAGAAACAGUAGCAACAAACAGUGAAAGUGUUAAUAUCCACUGAUAACUUUUUAAAAUUUUGACAUCAAUACACUGUAACAUGAUUACCUGGAUAAAUGAUUAUGGCAGUUAUUGUGUGACAUUAAUACAACAAUACAAUAAAUGUAUGAAGCUAAAAUUCAUAAAUUUGUCACCUAAUUUUCUGCAGCAACUUUGUUAUGCUGCUUAAUAUAUAUAUAUAUAGUAUGAGAUUUUUCUCCAAACCUCUAACUUAAUAUUAUAUCCUUAAGUCUGCAAAUUUUUAAACAGACUGUUCAGUAAAUACUCUCUGUUUCAACUGCAUAUUUGUAAGAAUAGCAAAACCAUUUUUAUGUUUUGGUUUCAAAGGGAACAGAAACUUAAAAUCUAUUUUGUGAAUGGCCUUUUUUGUAAAUAGCUCCAUUUAGUGGAGCAAAAUAUUGCAGAUGAUAAUAGUAUUUUUCUCCUUUUUAAAUAUCAAAGUUGUACUUGAUACAUCUGUGACAGAAUUAUGGAUUAAUUGACCAUAAGGUAUUUUUCUUAAAAGAAUGCUUAUUACUGAGAUUGUACAGUGUAAAUGGGCAUCAAGACAAUAUACAUACCUACUGGAAUUUCAGAAUCUUAUCUUCCAAUUUCUGCUACAGUGAUCAUAAACAUGUGCAAUAUAUUUCAGGAAUGUUCAUGCAUCCAUUUCUAUGAUGUCUUUCAGGAAAUGGCAUUUUAAUGAAGACAGAUUUUGGAACAUAUUCUACAGGAAAUAAUGAAAAUUAUGACAUGGUGUAUGUAAAUUAAUUGAAGGACCUAAAGAGAACUGACAUCUAAAUAUCAGAGCUAUGAGCUUAGCAAAACAAUUCUAGUGCAAAUUAUGAGAAAUAAAAUAGCAAUUUUAAGAUUCUUUUCCAUUUUUCUACUUGAUAGUUUUUCUGAAUCUUCAGAUGCCAAAGAAUAGUUUGAAGAACCACCUGCAUUUUGUCCACCCUUGUGACAUUCUUUGACAACAGGCUACUGUAUGUACCAAGCUCAGUAGAAAAUAUGAAGUUAGAUGUGCCAAAAACACUGCAUAUCCACAAUUUAUUCUUUGAAUGUACAUCAUUGCAGUAAACUCUCCCAUCUCAAGUUCUGUGAGAAGGUAUAGUCAACAGCAGUGACAGACUAAAUAUAUUUGGAUACUUGUAAAUAAUAUGUAAAACAACUUUUUAUUAUGAACAAAUUGACUUACUGGAUUUCAUUACUGAGGGUAAAAGAACCUGUAAAUAAAUAUAUCUUUUUACAGGCA
Pantherophis guttatus is the source of this 3365-nucleotide messenger RNA. RefSeq names its product NUS1 dehydrodolichyl diphosphate synthase subunit (gene NUS1). Gene Ontology annotation, cellular component: dehydrodolichyl diphosphate synthase complex; endoplasmic reticulum membrane. Gene Ontology annotation, molecular function: ditrans,polycis-polyprenyl diphosphate synthase [(2E,6E)-farnesyl diphosphate specific] activity. The record is from RefSeq and is a predicted model, not a curated record. NCBI's taxonomy places the organism in Eukaryota, Metazoa, Chordata, Lepidosauria, Squamata, Colubridae.